AUGAAAAAGAUGUAUGAUGAUGUAGAUGAGGAGGACAUGAAUGAGGAUGAAGGACAGAUGCUUAUUUCGAGGCUAGGUACUCUGAGGAACAUUUCUAUAGACAUGACUAAGGAAAUAGAAAAGCAGAAUAAGAAGAUGUCUCAAUUGGACCAGUCGUUCCAGCUCUCAUUAAGCAGGAUAUUUGCAACAAUCAAAAGUGUCAAGAACUCGUCUCCAAAGCGGUUUAGAUCGUGGAUUUAUUUUAUAUUUGGAGGACUGCUGCUUUCUCUUUUAUUCUUUGUGUUGUUCAUUGCGAUUUGA
Messenger RNA from Ordospora colligata OC4, 300 nucleotides. RefSeq lists its product as uncharacterized. Bases 1 to 300 code for a protein of 99 amino acids. The transcript has a single exon. Lineage: Eukaryota; Fungi; Microsporidia; Ordosporidae. The record is from RefSeq and is a predicted model, not a curated record.